AAAUUAUAUUUAAUUCAUAUUGUUGCUAUGGAGGAUAUAUGUUUGUUUAUCGUUUUUAUUAUUGUUGUUACAUGUUCAACAGUUAAAAAUAUGAGAGCUGUUCAGUUAAAAGAGUAUGGUGGUGUAGAAAAUAUGUAUGUCAGUGAUGUUUCAAUACCAGAUCUUCCAUCUUCAGAUUACAUUUUAAUUCGUGUAGCAGCUGCAGGUGUUAAUAGAGCAGACACAAUUCAAAGGAAAGGAUUGUAUAUGCCACCUAGUGGAGAAUCUGAUAUAUUAGGACUUGAAGUAAGUGGCAUUGUUGAAAAAGUUGGUGAAAAUGUUACUGCAUUCAGUGUUGGUGACGAGGUCAUGGCAUUAUUAGGAGGAGGAGGAUAUGCUGAAUAUGUAGUUGUGCAUCAGUGCCAAGUUAUGAAUAUACCUAAAGGUAUAGAUAUUGUUAGUGCUGCUUCGAUUCCUGAAGUAUGGCUAACAGCCUAUCAACUUAUAAACUUAGUGGCUAAAAUACAACCAAAUGAAUCUGUUCUUAUACAUGCAGCUGGGAGCGGAGUAGGCACAGCUGCUAUUCAGCUCGCUAAACAGAUUCCUGGUUGUUUUAUAAUUGCAACUGCUGGCACAGAAGAAAAAAUAGAAAAGGCAAAGCAGCUUGGUGCUGAUGUUGUCAUAAACUAUAAAACAACAGUUUUUUCAGAGGUUGUCAAAGAAGUAACUAAUGGAAUUGGUGUUAAUGUUAUUCUUGAUCCAGUUGGUGGAAGUUUUUGGCACCAGAACUUAGCUGUUCUUAGUGUGGAAGGGCGUUGGGUUGUAUAUGGUUUAUUAGGUGGAGGAUGUAUAGAGGGAACUAUACUAAGUCAACUGUUAAUGAAGCGAGGGAGUCUUUUAACAAGCACACUGAGAACAAGAUCUAUUGAGUACAAAAAGUUUUUAGUUGAAGGUUUUGUUCAGUCUUCAAUGGAUAAAUUCACAUCUCAUGUUUUUACGCCAAUUAUUGAUUCAGUAAUGUCACUCGAUCAAGUUAAAGAAGCCCAUGAGCGAAUGGAAGCAAACAUUAAUAGUGGUAAAAUUUUAUUGACUGUUUCAAAUGACUUCCCAAAAAAAGAACUUUAGAAUUUUUUAUGGUAUAAUUUUCUUGAUAAACAAAAUACAAUAUUAAA
Molecule: messenger RNA, 1151 nt
Organism: Hydra vulgaris (swiftwater hydra)
Lineage: Eukaryota; Metazoa; Cnidaria; Hydrozoa; Anthoathecata; Hydridae
Product: cyclin-dependent kinase 10
Biological process (GO): protein phosphorylation; regulation of mitotic cell cycle
Cellular component (GO): nucleus
Molecular function (GO): quinone binding; NADPH binding; cyclin-dependent protein serine/threonine kinase activity
Source: RefSeq, a predicted model, not a curated record